CGAUGACGUAAAGCUGGUAUAAGGAACGUGCAUUUGUUCCUCUGUAUCAAUAAGUACAAUUCGCCGGCACAAUACGACGUACCUUAUAACUGAGUGGUUUCAUUAAAUAUCUGAAAGUCGGUUACCUGGAACAGAGUCAGCUUUCGCUUGCAAAUGUAUUUGCUAAUUUUAAAUGUAACUAAAUAAGAGCGGAGUUAAAAGUAUUUGCAGUCGGCUACAAAUCUUGAUGCAAAUUUACCUGGAGCAAAUUGUAUAGCCCGAAUGUGCCAUGGCCGUCGCGGGGAAGAUGGAAAUCCAUGAUUUCAAACAAUGAUAAUGUCAAUACAAAGUAUUUCAAGUUGUAUCUGACAAGAUCAUAGGAAGACGAGGUAUUCUUGCUGAAAUGGAAAAAAAUCUAUAAUUUCAGCCAGAGAAAAUGAUAAAUUGAGGGUGUGUGAAGACUGCCCACCCCCUCAGAAAGCGAAAUGGUGAAGACCCGGAACUAGCUCCCGAUCUACCUGAGCCUUGCUCCAGGUCACGAAUUGGGGAGUUUGCAGCAAAUCAGCUGCGUAGAAUGGCCGCUUCUCUUCGCAUCCCUCAAAAUGAACUGUCCGAAAUAGACAUUUCCAAUGGAAAUUGUCCCGAAGGAGAGAAUGCCGCCUUCCCGUCAGACGGGAUGUCCGGGUUCCAGCACUGGAUGCAGAUUGCCGAUUCCCAGAGAACAGCCCAAGGCCCCUUUCUGCUAAAGGACAGCGCAAACAUUCCACCAAUUCCGGUGUCAUCCUCGAUGUUACUGCCAACGCAACACUGGACGAAAGGGACGAUCGCGGCGGAAAAAGCGGCGGGAUCCCACAUUGAAAAUCGGGGUAGGGAAUACCAGUUUGGAACAGCAAGUAUCGCUUGCAAGAGAACUUCUUCCAUCGUGGACUGUCUGCUGACCGAACUCUAUGACUCCUGCGCCUACAGCAGUAGAAGCAUUGACAGUGUGGAUAGUUCGACGGAGACCUCCAGCUCCGAUGCUUUUCUGGGAAGGAGUAAUUCUGGAUCGAUGUUCCUGCAGGAAUUUCAGGAACAGUACACUGCAAAACAUCAGAUGCAGUAUCUGGCGCAAAAAGAUGUAGAUGAGCUGAAGCGAAUUGUAGAAGAGCUAAAAUACAGAAUUGCUGUGCAAUCUGCAAAGCUGGUUCGUCAGUUAAGGAGAAAAGACAAUCUUUCACAUAAACUACAGAAGAACAGCGAUAUUGUGACAGCAUGUUUGCAAGCAGUUUCACAGAAAAGGCGAGUUGAUACAAAGCUGAAAUUUACAAUCCAACCAUCUCUGAACAAGCAUGGGUUUCAGCAGUGGUAUGAUGCUCUGAAAGCUGUUGCUAGGUUACCAACGGGAAUUCCAAAGGAUUGGAGGAAAAGGGUUUGGCUGACUCUAGCAGAUCAGUACUUGCACAGCAUCUCAAUUGACUGGGAGAAGACUAUGCGUUUUGCUUUUAAUGAUAGGAGCAACCCUGAUGAUGAUUCUAUGGGCAUUCAAAUAGUGAAGGAUCUUCACAGAACAGGCUGCAGUUCUUAUUGCGGGCAGGAGGCUGAGCAGGAUCGUGUGAUGCUGAAGCGCGUCCUUCUUGCAUAUGCUCGCUGGAACAAAUUUGUAGGCUAUUGCCAAGGUUUCAAUGUACUUGCUGCACUCAUUUUGGAAGUAAUGGAAGGGAAUGAAGGAGAUGCACUGAAGGUAAUGAUUUACUUGAUUGACAAAGUACUUCCUGAGAGUUAUUUUGCCAAUAAUCUACGUGCAUUAUCAGUGGAUAUGGCUGUCUUUCGAGAUCUUCUGCGGAUAAAACUGCCUGAGCUUUCGCAAUACCUUGAUAAUCUCCAAAAAGGUGCCAACAAGGAAAGUGCAGGUAGUUAUGAGCCUCCCCUGACCAAUGUGUUCACCAUGCAGUGGUUCCUAACUUUGUUUGCUACAUGCCUUCCUAAUCACACUGUGCUACGAAUCUGGGACUCUGUGUUCUUUGAAGGAUCUGAGGUGAUCCUACGAGUAGCCCUGGCAAUCUGGGCGAAACUUGGAGAAAGAAUCGAAAGCUGCCAAAGUGCAGACGAAUUCUACAGCACCAUGGGAAAAUUGACUCAAGAGAUGCUGGAGGAUAGCCUGAUUGAUUGUAAUGAGCUGAUGCAGACUCUUUAUUCAAUGGCACCUUUUCCCUUUCCACAACUGGCUGAACUGAGAGAGAAAUACACUUACAAUAUCAAUCCAUUUCCAGCCCCUGUGAAGUCAUCUGAAUCACAACAGAAUAUCUGUAAAACAAAAGACAGUGAUGAAGAGAUAGAUUUGGAUGAUGAAGAUAUAAUAGCUUCUGCAGUCGGCUGUCUGGGACCAUUCAGUCUUCUCGUACCAGAAUUGCAGAAGUAUCAGAAACAAGUCAAAGAUCAGCAGGAUGAGCAAAUCCUGAAAUCAAGCAACAUAGCAGAGCUCAGCCCCGGGGCUAUCGAUGCAAGCCGCAGUGAGCACCAUUCUGUCUUUAACAGCAUGAUGAUGGAACGUAUGACAACUGACAUCAACGCACUGAAGCGACAGUAUAUUCGGAUAAAGAAGAAACAGCAGCAACAGCAGGCCCAUCUCAUCUUUAUCAAAGCAGGAAUAGAAGAUGAAAUUAAUCCUGGGAUCAUCCCAGAUCCCAGAGACAAGUUGAAUAAUGCUAUUGGAAGAAGUGAAGGGCCUGCCACCACCAUUUUGCCAUCACAGAUCAAUCAAACUCCAAUGAUGAAUCACUUGCUUCUUGGGAAGAAACUGAGAGCGACUAACAGGAUCACCAGGAAUGCUGUUAUUCAUGUGCCUGGGGCAAAAACCUCACAAGAUGACAUAAAGUCAAAGCUCAACUCACCAUGGCGCACUCACAUUCGAGUUCACCGGAAAAACCUAGCAAGGACCAAGAACCAGCUGAGCUACAGUGAUACCAUCGGACUAAUGGAGGAACAGAGCGACAUUACUAAAGAAAAAAUUAAUAAACCAGUGGAGGAAUCAUCCCUUAGCUCUACAGAAAGUACAGAAGCUGAUAGCAAAAGCAUUGAGGACCGAAUAUUGGCACAAGCAGAUGGACAAUCAUCUGAAUUAGUUUACAGGGAUGCUAAUGACAAUGUGAACGUGAUUCAGCACCAGCUAAAAAGACUAGACUUAAACCAGAGUGACACAACUGCAGCCGAGCCACCCAGUCCAUCACCGAGCCAGGGGCACUCAUCUGAUUCUUCAGAUUCUGAAAAAGGAAUUUCAGACCUAGGGCACAGAACUAGCACUUUGAAGAUUCAGCCAUUCAGCCCUUUUCCUAGUGUUAAACCUCCCAGAAAAUCAGCAGCAGCAAGAAAUUUAGGAUUGUAUGGGCCAACUGAGAGGACCCCAACGGUCCAUUUUCCCCAUAUGAACAAAAGUGUUAAGGGCAAACCAACGGGGACCAGGAAAGAAUGAUUAAGUUAGAGUAAUUCUGUAACAACCAUUUUGUUAUAAUUUAUUCUUAAAUUAAGAUCUUUAAAAACAUUUUAUAUCAUGUGCAACAUUAGAAGACCUACCCAUUGUAAAUAACAGUUUUAAAAAUAAGUGGUUUAACUAUCUAAGGUCAACUUCUAAAGUAUUGCUGUAUUAAAUGUGUUUUCCAGAAAGUGAAGACCAACACUAAAUGCACCAUGAUACAAAAUUUACGGACAACUGAAGGAAAACAAAACAAAGCACUAAAGGCAAUGUAAUAUAAAAAGAUCUAGAAUUCUUCAAAAUUGCUGUCUAUUGCUAUUGUAUAAUGUGAUAAUAAAAAGUACUGUUUACAAUUUCA
Carcharodon carcharias (great white shark) is the source of this 3785-nucleotide messenger RNA. It is a transcript of the gene tbc1d30, whose product is annotated as TBC1 domain family, member 30. The record is from RefSeq and is a predicted model, not a curated record. Lineage: Eukaryota; Metazoa; Chordata; Chondrichthyes; Lamniformes; Lamnidae. The transcript is spliced from 15 exons. Bases 554 to 3427 code for a protein of 957 amino acids. Gene Ontology annotation, cellular component: endoplasmic reticulum.